Molecule: messenger RNA, 890 nt
Organism: Dendrobium catenatum
Lineage: Eukaryota; Viridiplantae; Streptophyta; Magnoliopsida; Asparagales; Orchidaceae
Product: chaperonin-like RBCX protein 1, chloroplastic
Exons: 6
Coding region: 62-670 (202 amino acids)
Biological process (GO): ribulose bisphosphate carboxylase complex assembly
Molecular function (GO): protein folding chaperone
Source: RefSeq, a predicted model, not a curated record
AUGCUCACCAAAAAUUUUGGCGAGGCCGCGAGGAUAUCCUCAGCCAAAAUUUGUGUCUGCCAUGGAGUGCUGCUUGGCUUCCUUAUUGCGCGCGCCAUCCUUAUCAAUCGUCUUGCCCGGCAAGUCUUCACGGCGCUCUUCUUCUCUCCACCUCCGGCAGCUCGUAGGCUUCCAUCCUUCUCGCUGCCAGAAGAUGUUUGUCCCCGGGUUUGGCGAAGCAUCUCCAGAAGCGAAGGCCGCUGCGAACCUUCACCAUUUCUUCACCUUCGUUGCUAUCAAAAUCGUUCUCUCACAGCUUCAGAGUUACAAUCGGGAAGCGUACGAGGAAUUGAUGGAGUUUGUAAGCCGCAAUUCCUUGAAUGAUGGCGAUCAGUUUUGCAGAAGAUUGAUGCGGGAAUCUCCAAGGCACAAAGGCUUAGUCCAGAAACUUUACAAGAGCAUCUUCCUUUUUACCCGUCAUCAAAUCUGGCUUCAUGUUUGUAAUUUUCAUACUAAUCAGAUCUUAAUUUAUUUUGCAGCCCUGCGCAUUAUGGAGGUUCGAUCUGCAUAUUCUAAGAGAGAUUUUGAGUGGGACAACUUGCAGAUGUUAGCCCAUAAGAUGGUUGAUGAAUCCAAUACAAGGCUUAUGAGAGACUAUGUAAAGGAAACGAGCCACAUAGAGGAUAACUAGGGAGGAACCAGUAUUGUUACAUGAACUUAAGCAUGCUAAAAGGCUUGUGUGUGCGUAUAUAUUCUCUGUCAAUUUGAGGGUACUGUAAUACAUGCUUGCCAUGUAAUUAGUGCAGGAAUGCAGUGUACAAUCCUUGUCAAAGAUACAAAGUUACUAAGUUUAUUUAGAUGCUGUGCUGAAACAAAUGAUUGAAGAGUUCCCAUUUUUUACGUUUUAGCUC